UUGAUGGCUCCAAAUACUACAUCUCCUGCAGCACCUUCCUCUCCUGGUGGCAUGUCUCUGUCUCUGCCCAUUGCCCUACUGUCUGUGGCCCUGGCUGUGGGGCUUCCCGGCAAUAGUUUUGUGGUGUGGAGCAUCUUGAAAAGGAUGCAGAAGCGCUCCGUCACGGCCUUGCUGGUGCUGAACUUGGCUCUGGCUGACUUGGCUGUGCUGCUCACUGCUCCCUUUUUCCUACACGCCCUGUCUCAAGGCACCUGGAGUUUUAGAGUGACCGGUUGCCGCCUCUGCCACUUUAUUUGUGGAGUAAGCAUGUAUGCCAGCGUCCUGCUUAUCACCAUUAUGAGUCUGGACCGCUCACUGGCAGUGGCUCGCCCCUUUGUGUCCCAGAAGGUGCGCACUAAGACGAUUGCCCGAUGGGUGUUGUUAAGCAUCUGGGUGGUGUCUUUUCUGCUGGCCGCACCGGUCCUUGCGUACCGUACAGUAAAACGGUACAACAGGACUCUGGUCUGCCGUUCGGAUUACCCUAGCGACGGGCAUAGUGCCUUCCACCUGCUCUUCGAAACCACCACGGGCUUCCUGCUGCCCUUCCUGGCGGUGGUGGCCAGCUACUCUGACAUCGGACGCAGGCUGCAGGCUCGGCGCUUCCGCCGCAGUCGCCGCACCGGCCGCCUGGUGGUGCUCAUCAUCCUGGCCUUCGCCGCCUUCUGGCUGCCUUACCACCUGGUGAACCUGGUGGAAGCCGGCCGGGCGCUGGCGGGCUGGGACAAGAACGACUCCGUGGGGCGGCGUCUGCAGCUGGCCCGCAACGUGCUCAUCGCGCUGGCCUUCCUGAGCAGCAGCGUGAACCCGGUGCUGUACGCGUGCGCGGGCGGCGGCUUGCUGCGCUCGGCCGGCGCGGGCUUCGUGGUCAAGCUGCUGGAGGCCACUGGCUCGGAAGGGUACAGUAGCUCCCGCCGCAGGGGCACCCUGGGCCAGACCCAGAAGGCCACACCCGCCAGUCCUGAGGAAGGCCCCUCUGACAACUUGAUGACCUCCUCCACCCCGUCCUGAGCGACGUGAACUGCUGUAGGCUGGGUGCAAAGACGUUCCUUAACUCUGGCCUGACCCACUUCUGUACCUGGAGGACAGUGGGCUGGGGGCUGGGCUCAAGCGGAAAAGAGGGCGGGGUGGGGCGCGUCAGGGCAAACAGUCAGCGUGCUCGGGCCUGGCUUCUGCCAGCAGCUUUAUGAUUAAAACUAACGUCU
Onychomys torridus (southern grasshopper mouse) is the source of this 1241-nucleotide messenger RNA. It is a transcript of the gene Ltb4r, whose product is annotated as leukotriene B4 receptor. NCBI's taxonomy places the organism in Eukaryota, Metazoa, Chordata, Mammalia, Rodentia, Cricetidae. Gene Ontology annotation, molecular function: complement receptor activity; leukotriene receptor activity. The record is from RefSeq and is a predicted model, not a curated record. Gene Ontology annotation, cellular component: plasma membrane. The coding region runs from base 4 to 1047 and encodes 347 amino acids. Gene Ontology annotation, biological process: inflammatory response; positive regulation of cytosolic calcium ion concentration; complement receptor mediated signaling pathway. The transcript has a single exon.